Messenger RNA from Salvelinus fontinalis (brook trout), 2604 nucleotides. RefSeq names its product polypeptide N-acetylgalactosaminyltransferase 14-like. The transcript is spliced from 16 exons. The coding region runs from base 229 to 1950 and encodes 573 amino acids. Gene Ontology annotation, cellular component: Golgi apparatus. NCBI's taxonomy places the organism in Eukaryota, Metazoa, Chordata, Actinopteri, Salmoniformes, Salmonidae. The record is from RefSeq and is a predicted model, not a curated record.
CAUCGCUGUGUAACAGCCUACUACCAGUCCCGUCAUAGACAAUCUCGCAACCAGGGCAUGAGUCUGGAGCGAGCGUGCAGCGCUCGAGAAGAGAACCGGAGAAUGUGAGAGCAGCGCGCAAAACCACUUCUCCACAACCGACUUUCAUAGAAUUCCUAGAAAUGUGCUUCUCGUAGAUUGCCCAGCGCCAAUAAAGGGGCGAUAUCUGCUCCAGUAACUCAUAGGAAAAUGAAACGCCUUUCCCGAAAGCUCACUUUGGCAUUGGUGGUGCUUUGUUGGAUUGCUGCACUACUGUAUUUGAUACUCUUAAGUAGGCAGAAAGUAUCGGACCUGGGGACUAAAGAUGCACAGUACGGAAAGAUCUCAGAGGCAGAAUGGGACGACCUCCUGGAAGAGUUUGAAGAGAAGAACUACCUCAACGCCAGGCGAUGGAAACCAGGCCAGGACCCGUACAAACUGUAUGCCUUCAACCAGAGAGAGAGUGAGAGGAUACCCAGCAACAGAGUUCUCAGAGACACACGUCAUUACAGGUGCACCACGCUACAUUAUGACCCAGAUCUGCCCUCCACCUCCAUUGUCAUCACCUUCCACAACGAGGCCCGCUCUACUCUGCUACGCACCAUCAGGAGUGUGCUGAACCGGACGCCAGUCCACCUGAUUCACGAGAUCAUCCUGGUAGAUGACUACAGUGAGGAUGCAAACGACUGCCUUCUACUCACCAAGUUGCCCAAAGUAAAGUGUCUUCAGAAUGACAGGAGAGAAGUCUGCUGGCCCCACUUGCUUCAAGAUGUCCACCAUUGUUCCUGUACCCAAGGAAGCAAAGGUCUGAUCCGCUCCAGGGUUCGUGGGGCGGACGCAGCUAAGGCCGGGGUCCUGACCUUCCUGGACAGUCACUGUGAGGUCAACAAAGACUGGCUGCCUCCGCUGCUCCAGAGGAUUAAAGAGGACCCCACCUGUGUGGUGAGCCCAGUGAUCGACAUCAUUAACAUGGAUACAUUCGCUUACGUAGCAGCCUCCUCUGACCUCCGUGGAGGCUUCGACUGGAGUCUACAUUUCAAGUGGGAGCAGUUGUCUGCUGAACAGAAAGCCAGGAGAGCUGACCCCACCGAACCCAUUAAGACGCCUAUCAUCGCCGGAGGGCUGUUUGUGAUUGACAAGUCGUGGUUCAACCACCUGGGGAAGUAUGACACAGCCAUGGACAUCUGGGGCGGGGAGAACUUUGAGAUCUCGUUCCGGGUGUGGAUGUGUGGAGGGAGCCUAGAGAUUAUCCCCUGCAGCAGGGUCGGCCACGUCUUUCGCAAGAAACACCCCUACAUCUUCCCCGAGGGCAACGCCAACACAUACAUCAAGAACACCAGGCGCACGGCGGAGGUGUGGAUGGACGAGUUCAGGCUCUUCUACUACUCGGCUCGCCCUGCAGCACGGGGAAAGUCCUACGGAGACAUUCAUGGCAGGGAAGAGCUCCGCAAGAUUCUCAAGUGUAAAUCCUUCAAGUGGUAUCUGGACAACGUCUACCCAGAGCUCAAAGUGCCGGAUGAUUCGGACUCUAAGUCGGGGGUGAUUCGCCAAAGACAGAAUUGUCUAGAGUCGCGGAAGCUGGAGGGACAGGAACUCCCCUCUCUCACACUGGCACCCUGCAUCGGGACCAAAUCUGUGCCAGCACUCAACCAGGAGUGGAUCUACACCCACGGACAGCAGAUCCGCCAGCAACAGCACUGCCUCUCCCUCUCUACCACCUUCCCUGCCUCCCAGGUCAUGCUCAUGCCCUGCAACAUCGGCGACGGGAAACAACGAUGGCAGAAGUCAGGCACCCAUCUGGAGCACCUGGCCUCCCACUUCUGCAUGGACAGUGAGAUGGCCCUGGACGGCAUCGAGAGCAGCAAGAUGCUGGUGAUCAGCCCCUGUGAACUGACAGCCUACACCCAGAGAUGGGAGAUGCCCUUCUCCUGAUCCACCCACAACCCAAUCCUUCCUGUAGAGGAGGACUACCCUAUGAGCAAUCACAAACUUCUGCAUUGCUUACUAUAGCCAAGGGCUUUUAGAAAGAGAGAGAGUGAUGGAGAGGGAAAUGAGAGAGGAGGUGGAUACCAGAGUAAAGGGUGUUUUAGGUCACUGAGAUAAGUCUUUAUAAGAUGGCAGGGACUUGGACUGAUGUCAGCACAUUCAAGUGUUCAACAAGACAUUCAGCAGGGCUGAAGUCAUUUAUUGUGGGCUAAUAUAGAUGAAAAUACAGGGGACACCAUUUUUCAUUGCUGUUUUCAUUGAAACUCGUGGUCUGUUAAAACUAUUCUUCUAACUGCUGCUUCAAGUGUAUAAGUUCUGAUUUAGACUUCAACCUGUCUUCGUAAUGACAUUUCAAUGGGAUGGGAUGCAGCUAUGAUGGAAUUUGUGUCAGCAAAUUUAAUGCACAUGUCAAAUGGCGAUAUUUUAAUAUCCUAUGAUUCCCAUUUAUUUUUAAUUGAAAUGGAGAUGACCUUUACACAAAAUGUCUAUGAUCCUGAAGAAGAAAAACAAACACACACACGUCUAUGAUCCUGAAACACAAACACACUGUAAUAGCCAGUGCUGCAAUGUCAAAAAAGAAAUAAAAGAAAUACAGAAAAG